UCGGAAGUUUCCAGAGGCGCCGCGUGCGGGAGGCGGUCCUCUUGUCUCGCGCCGGUCCGGUUGUGUGCGCGCUGCGGACGCUGGGGUUCGCACGGGCGGGUGUGCGCUCGGGCAGGGCGUGCUCGAGCGGCGUUUCCUGCGCGACUGCGGCCUGGCCGCCGACCAUGGCUGUGACCCUGGAGGAGCUACAGAAAGAUCUGGAAGAGGUAAAGGAAUUGCUGGAAAAGGCCACUAGGAAAAGAGUACGUGAUGCCCUCACAGCUGAAAAAUCCAAGAUUGAGACAGAAAUCAAGAACAAGAUACAACAGAAAUCACAGAAGAAAACAGAAGUCCUUGACAAUGAAAAGCCAGCUGCUGUGGUCGCUCCCAUUACAACAGGAUACACAUCGAAAAUCAGUAAUUAUGGAUGGGAUCAGUCAGAUAAGUUUGUGAAAAUCUAUAUUACCUUAACUGGAGUUCAUCAGGUUCCUACUGAGAAUGUGCAGGUGCAUUUCACAGAGAGGUCAUUUGAUCUUCUGGUAAAGAAUCUCAAUGGGAAGAGUUACUCCAUGAUUGUGAAUAAUCUCCUGAAGCCUAUCUCUGUGGAAGGCAGUUCCAAAAAAGUCAAGACUGAUACAGUUCUUAUCUUAUGUAGAAAGAAAGCAGAAAACACUAGUUGGGACUACCUGACUCAGGUUGAAAAAGAGUGCAAAGAAAAAGAAAAGCCUUCACAUGACACUGAAACAGAUCCUAAUGAGGGGCUGAUGAAUGUUCUAAAGAAAAUUUAUGAAGAUGGAGAUGAUGACAUGAAGCGAACCAUUAAUAAAGCCUGGGUGGAGUCGAGAGAGAAGCAAGCCAAAGAAGACACAGAAUUUUGAGACUUUGAAGUCUUUUUGGGAACUGUGAUGUGGAAAUACUGAUGUUUCCAAUAAGGCAAUGUUGGUGAGCUGCACAUACAAAUUUACAAGAUAACUAUUUACAUCGCCUUUUUCUAAGUAAAGGCAGUGAAUUCUUCAUUUCCUACGGGAGGAUUUAUGAAAAUAAAAGAUGUUUAUCAAACACUUGCAAAGAUGGCUUUAUUAGUACGUUGGUCAUUUUGUUGAAGAAAGGGUUAUAUUGCAUUCUCAUGUGAAAUGUAGAAGGCAAGUCUUGCCUAAUGAAAAUGCUACAUUGUAUGUAUCUUUGUUCAGCUAAGAGGUGAGGGGGGAAAGCAUUCACUUGUUAAAUUAAUUCCCACCAGUGUAGGAAUAAGAGUGCAACCUGAGUCUGUACCUGUGCUUGAAGGUUGCUGUGAAUCAGCCAACCCUUAUUGCAGCUUCAGCAGUGUAUAUACCGUGUGUUACCAUGCACUAAUAAUCCAGUCACAGAUGUUUCUAUGUUUUAAAUAUAUUUGUUUAUGAAUACAGAAUAGAAAUGAAUUCUAAACUUGACAAAAAUAGACACACAUCUUUGUAUAGUAACAAAUAAUAAGUUUUGCCAUUGAUCAAAUGGCUUACAAAAGUAAUAACCGCAAAGCAAAAAAUAAUUGAUUUAAAAGUCCACUAUUACUCUGUUCAAUAAAGUUAAAUUUUUCUUUAA
This is a messenger RNA of Carlito syrichta (Philippine tarsier), 1557 nucleotides long. It is a transcript of the gene CACYBP, whose product is annotated as calcyclin binding protein. Bases 165 to 857 code for a protein of 230 amino acids. Gene Ontology annotation, cellular component: nucleus. The transcript has 6 exons. Gene Ontology annotation, biological process: heart development. Gene Ontology annotation, molecular function: ubiquitin protein ligase binding; tubulin binding; S100 protein binding. The record is from RefSeq and is a predicted model, not a curated record. Lineage: Eukaryota; Metazoa; Chordata; Mammalia; Primates; Tarsiidae.